Messenger RNA from Branchiostoma floridae (Florida lancelet), 777 nucleotides. RefSeq lists its product as uncharacterized. The record is from RefSeq and is a predicted model, not a curated record. Gene Ontology annotation, cellular component: membrane. Bases 147 to 629 code for a protein of 160 amino acids. Gene Ontology annotation, biological process: tissue regeneration; cell adhesion. The transcript is spliced from 4 exons. Lineage: Eukaryota; Metazoa; Chordata; Leptocardii; Amphioxiformes; Branchiostomatidae.
GUUUACUGGAGCAUAACGUAUCGUCUGGUCCGAGGUUGGUCGUUCUGUGUUAUGUUGAGGGUUUAGAACCUCACCUAUCAGUGGGUGAUUCGGCGACACACUGAGUACGUACUGUGUUUUACAGGUUGUCGGAGUGUGGUUAGACCAUGACUGAAAUGGAGGACCCUGUUGCGGUCCCCACCGUGAAGAUCCAGUCCGAGACCAGCGCACUGAUCCCGGGCCGUCUGCAGGGGCUGAAGGAGAAGGCUAAGAAAACGACACAGGACAUGGCAGAGAACACCCACACCUACAAGGGGCAGAAGACGAUGCACGAGGGUCUACAAAACACGGCCCUGGUCACCAGUAAUGUAGCACAGAUGAUAACUCUAGUGAAGGGCACAGCAGAGGCCGCACUCACCGGACCACAGAUCGCCAGAAUGGUACUUCUAGCAAUCUCCCUGUUCUUCCAAGGAAUCAUCUACAUCUUACUCCUGCUGCAAGGCAAGACGCGUGUGAGGAAGAAGGAGGAGUACGCCGUGGCGGAACACAGGAACCAGGAGAAGAAGAAGCUGAGGAACACCAAUAAGGUGGCGAUGGCUUUCACGGGACUAGUGUUAGUCAUUAACUUCGCUAUAACACAACUGGAGUGAGCUAGAUACAGCUAGCCGAGGUAAUAAGGGCAUUGAAAAAUGGAUUGAAAUACAAGAGACAAUAUACAAUGAUUACAUGGGCAUAGAGAUUGAGGUUAAGUGCUUUCUACAUCUUUUUGUGUACAGGGGUGGUGCCCAUCUUAGGUUU